Molecule: messenger RNA, 3823 nt
Organism: Salarias fasciatus (jewelled blenny)
Lineage: Eukaryota; Metazoa; Chordata; Actinopteri; Blenniiformes; Blenniidae
Product: sex comb on midleg-like protein 2
Exons: 15
Coding region: 217-2319 (700 amino acids)
Biological process (GO): negative regulation of DNA-templated transcription
Cellular component (GO): nucleus
Molecular function (GO): chromatin binding; histone binding
Source: RefSeq, a predicted model, not a curated record
CUCCUCCUGCUCUUCGCACGCUAAUAUCUUCAGCAUAAAUUACAUGUAAGCAUACACUACAUUCGCGAAAAAUGGCAGCUGACGAAUAGAGGAAAAAAAAGUGGAUCUUCACUCGAAAAAAGACGGCACUUGAUAAAAGUACACGGGCCCAGAAACGAUUCCGGGUGGACGUCCUGCGGCUUGGUCAACAUCAUAAGCUCAGCAUCGCUGGUCAUCAUGGGGAAGUCUCCGCUAAAAGAACCAAAAGAUGGGAAAAAGGAGAAACCAGGGAAGACUGUGCCACCAACGGGUACAACGCCUGCGGCAACGAAAGAUGCUUUCAGCUGGGAAGAUUAUCUCAAAGAAACAUCGUCUACACCGGCUCCACCCAGCUGCUUCCGUCAGGCCAGAAUUCCACCCACCAAUGACUUCAAGGUUGGAAUGAAGCUGGAGGCCCACGAUCCACGCAACUCCACCUCAGUAUGUAUCGCCACAGUGAUGGGUUUAACGGGAGUUCGUCUGCGGCUCCGUCUGGAUGGCAGCGACAACAGUAACGACUUCUGGAGGCUCAUCGACUCCUCUGACAUUCAGCCCAUCGGCACCUGCGAGAAGAACGGAGACAUGCUGCAGCCGCCUCUGGGUUUUCGAAUGAACGCCUCCUCGUGGCCCAUGUUCCUCUUGAGAACGUUAAACGGAGCAGAGAUGGCGCCCGUGAUGGCCUUCAAAAAGGAGCCGCCAAGGCCUCCGCAGAAUAACUUCAAGCCGGGCAUGAAGCUGGAAGCCGUGGACAAGAAGAACCCGUACCUCAUCUGCCCCGCCACCAUCGGAGAGGUGAAGGGCGACGAGGUCUUCAUCAUGUUUGACGGCUGGCGGGGCGCCUUCGAUUACUGGUGCAAGUACGACUCCCGAGACAUCUUCCCAGUGGGAUGGUGCUCUCUCACCAAGCACAACCUUCAGCCGCCAGGCAACAGUGUGACUCUGCCAAAGAACCUGCAGAUUCUCCCGAUGUCUCCCUCCAAACCGAGCAGGCGCUCCAUGCAGUCGCAUUACCGGCUGCCCAACCCUCUGCCACCUCUGCCGGUCAGGAAGGGGGUCCGGGGCCGCCGGCCCAAGAACGAGACCAUCGCUCUGCUCAAGGCCGUGGCCGAGGCGGCGGCCAGCCAGAACGGAACCGUGCCCGAAGACACCCAGCUUGUGGCCCGGGUUCAAAAAAAGAGAGGGCCCAAACCUGGAAGCAAGAGAAAGCCCAAGAUUCUCCAAGCACUUACACAUCUCCCAAGCAUCCAGGUUCCUCAAGAAAGCCCCCCCAGCCUCAACUCGGUGGUCUCAACAGUGUGUGUGUAUGUGAACAAGCAUGGGAACUGCGGCCCCCACCUGGACAGGAAACAGAUGCAGCAUCUGCCAGACCACUUUGGUCCCGGGCCUGUGAACAGCGUGCUCCAGCAGGUGGUCCAGUCCUGUAUAGACUGCGCGUACCAGCCUAAAGUCCUGCUCAGCGCGCUGCAGUCAGAUUCAGGAGGCGGGGAGGUCGUCAAAGUGAGAACAGACGGAGGAGUUCGAGUGGUCCGACUACCGGCAGCUUCCAGUGCUUCCUUCGUGCUGCGCUUCCUGGAGACCAUGUGUCGUCAUCUGCAGUGCGACAACCUGUUCAGCAGUCAGCCGUUCAGCCACUACGCUGCUUACGACAGGAACAAGUCAGUGAAAGAAGAAGCGCUGGACGCACCAUCUCUGGCUCGGGGCAGUAAACGAAGUCUUUCCGGAGUCUCUCCUCCUUAUGCAGCGCCGCUCUCUCCUAAACAUUUACGCGCUGAAGCCCACCCCUCAGAAGCAGAGACUCUGCCCCACGAGGAGAACGGCCUCAUGAAGGAGCAGCGCUACAUGGACUCCGCCUCCAACUCCAUGACUCCUCGGGCCCAGCCGAUGCGGAGCUCGUCCGAGUAUCACUCCAAGGCCAGCAGCCUCUACCACCACAGCAGCGGCGCCGCCAUGCGCCGCCUGUCCUCCAACUCGGCAGAGCUCGGCUCCACGCAGCCUCUCAGACAAGUUGAAGCGGCGAGCUCCACCACAGGCCCCGAAGCGCUGGCGUCCGACCGGGGGAGUCACCCGCUGCCCGGUAGAAACCCGUCCUCCUGGUCCAUCGAGGAGGUGAUGCAGUUCGUCAGGGACGCCGACCCCACGGCGUUGGCUCCCCACGCCGAGCUCUUCAGAAAACACGAGAUCGACGGCAAAGCCCUGAUGCUGCUGCGGAGCGACAUGAUCAUGAAGUACAUGGGUCUGAAGCUGGGGCCGGCGCUGAAGCUGUGCCACCACAUAGAGAGGCUGAAGCAGGGCAAGCAGUGAGAGGCCCCCUGCCGGGCCCAUGAGCAAUAACACACACACACACACACACACCCCCCGAAGGGGUCGGAGUCUGGAUGCCGACUCAUGGGGCGAGCAGGGGUUCCACGUUCCUCUCCACUCGGCUCGGAGGACACAGUCGAUGUUACAACUCCGGAGCGGAGGAAGUGCGCCGUGCAUUGCUGAAACGUUACCUCAUCAACCUCAUCAGUGAACGCAAAGCUGUCGGAGUCUCGCAGACGCCGCUGACCCCAGAUCCCAAAGGAACAGGAGCCCGGUAGUGUUUACAUCGCAUAGCACAUGUGCACAUGUUUGUUUGGGUUAUUUUAUUUCCUUUUUUUUUUUUUUUUUUUUUUUUUUGUAGUUCGUUUUGAUGGAGAUUAAAUCUUUUUAAUCCUAGUUUUGGAUCCCCAAAGAUGGAGAAUGUUUCUUCUUAUAUCAUGUUUUUAUCGUUGUGGAAUUUCCAGUUAAAAAGGAAGGAUUGGUAUAGAAAAAGAAAAACGGACAAAAAAAUAAAAAAAACCUUUGACGUUCUUCCCCACACUCUAGAAGAGACUUUGGACGCCAUUUCUCAUGAGUGUCUUUGUGGUGUCUUCCUCUCCGAUGAACCCAAACGUCAUUCCGCUUGUUUGAUGAACUCGACUGAAGUUUUAAGCCCUCUUUUUUUUUCUUUUUUCUUGUCACCAUUACCUUCUUCUCUGACACACUGAACUAUUCCUGCGUGCAUCUGGCAGAUUAACCUCCUGCUCCGUCAUGCAGUUCAAUGUCAAACCAUUUGUAUCCCGAGCCUUGGCUCAAGUUUUUUUCAAUUUUAACGGACAGAAUGUUUCGGAAGGGCUUUCUUAACGAUGUAAUAUUUUUAUUUGUCACGUAUUAUUAACUGGAUGGUCUGCCUGCGACCUCAGUGUUGUCUCUCCUGACCAUUACAAUCACUGUUAACAAUGAGAACAGAUGUGUACAGUUUUAUGGGUUUAACCAUGAAUAUCAGCUACAGAAUGUACAUUUUGUAGAAACUUUAAUAUUUUAAGGAAAUCAUAUACCUAAGUUAGAAAUUUGAAGAUUAAGGGGAUGGGGUGAAUAUUUCACGAUGGAUUCCAGUCUUCUUUUUGCUACUUAACGCAGUGCUUUUAGUUGAGAUACUCCCAGUACUAGACUCUGCCUUGCUUUACCUAUGACAUUUCUCAGGUUUACGUGCUCUUUGUUAGUAAAAGCUUUUGUAGCAUACUGUUUAUAAUAUACUUAAAGGUAUUUUUCCUGUUACCCCCACCCCCCCUCACCUCGGCCCUCACUUAAAAACGAGUCUUGUGCCAUAUAAUCAGCGUAGGGUUGAAGUGCUGUUUGAUUUCUCCCUCUUGCAUCUUCUUUAAAGUACUUGAAAAAUGUGUGUUGCAAAAACACUGCAGUCAACUAUGUCACACAAGAUAAACAGUGUGUUUAUGAUAUUGUGUAUUUUUUGUUUUAUAUGAACCUUCCAAAAAUUAAAAGGUGUACAUGUGUCUUAAAUGAC